This is a messenger RNA of Stylophora pistillata, 3242 nucleotides long. RefSeq lists its product as uncharacterized. Lineage: Eukaryota; Metazoa; Cnidaria; Anthozoa; Scleractinia; Pocilloporidae. Gene Ontology annotation, molecular function: protein binding. The record is from RefSeq and is a predicted model, not a curated record. Gene Ontology annotation, biological process: regulation of apoptotic process.
CAUAUUCAUCUUUCACAGAGCGAGACCUUCAAAACGAAAACCUUCAUCAAUUUUGUAAGUCUACAUUAUUAUUACCUAUGUUAGAGGAUCUAAAGCUUCGGUACAGAACUGUACUUGUCAAGAUUGCUCAAGAUCUGACAGAAGGGGAGAUAAAAGAACUCCUAUUUUUCUGUAAAGACCAUAUUCCGAAGAGCCUGUCGAGUAAUUCCACCGCUGUCGUUCAAAUUUUUGAUCCCUUGGAAGACAAGAGAGUGAUUUCGUGGGAGAAACUCAACUUCCUGACGGAGUUCGCCAACGCAAUAAACAGGCAAGAACUUGUUACUCAGCUGACUGCAUUUGAGUUGACAAGAGAACUGGUGGUCUACGCUUUAAAAAGGCAAGGUUCCCAGCCGUCUAUGAAAUCGUCGACCGAAAGUGUGGGAAUUCAUCUGGCGGAAAUGGUGGAUCUUGACCAAGAUCGAGUUGAUGUUUCAGCUCAAGGAUUGAUAAAGUACCUCCUUAAAUCUCGAAAAAAAGCCUCCGAUGUUUUGGACUUCAUCUGCCGGAAAGCAUUGCCUGAUGCCGAUGUGACGAAGCCGAACACCUUAGCCUUGCUGGUCGCCAUUGCAGCCGAAAUUGUCUCGCUUAUGUUUGCUGAAAACCAACAAGAGAAUCGAAGGAAGUAUGCAGUGGACGUCGCCAUCGAGCUAGCUGACCAUUUAUUGCCUAAGGUGGCCAACUUUGGUAGCUGGAAAGACUUCUGCCGAUAUGUUGGAGAACGCCAUAGCGGUCACUUCAGCGAGCCUUUCCCUGAACCAGCACCUGAGCCGUGGCAGUUGAGAUCAGUGACCAACCUGAUAGGCAAGAUGAGGGAGACUUUCCGCAGUUACUAAGCAACGUAGAUCGUCAUAACCGAUUAGUAGGUUGUUUAAGUUGAUUAAGUAGUAUAAAUGGUAAAGUUUAGAAAAUAGUUGAACAAAGUCAGAAGCAAAAUGGGGGGAAAAUAGUAGAAUUUAGAAUUUAAUAUUUGAGUUUAGACAAACCAAAUUCAUUGAUAGAAGAUACUGUUUAUCUAAAUUUUUCCUUUUUUAAUGUUUCAACAAAAUUCAUAGGGUAGUUGAAUUUCACAUAGUUUUAUCAAGGGUAACUUGGGAAUUUUUUAAUUACACUGCGCCUGAAACUAGUUUGUCAAAAGAAGAGAGUUAAUUCGCUUAGUUGUUAAGGGGUGAAGAACAGAUUUCACAAAAAUUAUAUGAUUUGAUAAGUUGUUUGAGACUCACUCGAUAAAACGAAGAAGUCAGUUAAGAUAUCUGACAGGCGGAAAAGUGAAAAGAAAACUUUUCUUAUUCAGAGGUGCAGUUAGCUUGAUAUGAUAACAAGCAACUGUACAUGUUAAUGCACUCAAAUGAAUUCUUAAGUAAUAUGAGGUAACAGUUUGUGCGAAACUGUUAAUGCAUUCAUAUGAAUUCAUGAGUGAUAUUAGGAAUUAGUAUGCAUUGUGCAUCAUUUAUGCCUACCAGAAGAUAAUGGUGGCAAUUUUAGGCAGAUGCCUCUAAAACUAAAUCAAUGGUCGACUGCAAUCACGGUUACAGAAAUCGACCAUUACGUUCGUGAUGUUUGAGUACAUUUUCAGUAGGGAAAAUGGUCACAUCGCGUACCUGAAAAGGUACUUUAAGUAAAGCAGAAGGAAACGGUCAUUCCCAAGGGUGCACCUACUUCCUUUCGUCAAGAGAUGUGUGUCUCAUUAAGAUGAGCUAAAAUCUCGGACACGUUGCUGCCGUUGUUGUAACUUCUAAAGCUACUUCGUGGAUUGCAACCUCUGUAAUCAAGUGCGUGUGUUUUACCUCGUACUGAUUACAUUUCAUGCCUGCGUGAUCCAUAGAUCAUGGACCGAUAUGGACAUGGACAUGCAUGAUAACUAAUUGCACAGUGACAGUCUUUGGUGGGGAUUUGUCACCGUGGAAGAUGAAUAUGGCAGCACAUUUGUGUUGCAAUAGCGGCUCAUAUUUUGACAUUUGAGCUGACUUCUCUUACACAACGAAUUUGUACUAGGAUUCUUACGCUGUUUCAGUGGUACAAUUCGGAAAAGGUCAAGUGACCUCAAAAUACAAAAAAAAAAAAAGGAAAAUUGUCUUUAGUGAGAAAAAAAGAAAAGUCUCCUUAAGGCUAGUAUAUUAAAUACUGAUCAAGUGUUACUCUUUUUAAGAUAAGCGCUAGUGGUUUACAGAAAUAAAUUUUGCAUUCUUAUCAUUGGUAGAUAUAAAACUUCUUAAUGAUUUGAACGUAAUGUCCGUUUAGCAAUUAUGUGAUGUAUUAAUGAUGGAGUAUGCUUACCCCUUGGAGGAGUUUGUUAUCGUAGACUGUUAAGUAGGAAAGCAUAUAUUAGGAUAUUAAAUAUACAAGGCAAAAAAGAUUAAGAAAAAUUAUAGAAAAAUAAAGAAUAAUUUUUCUUAAUCUUUUUAGCCUUGUAUAUAUAAUAUCUCUUAUUAAGCGAACAUUAUGGACAUAUAUUUAGGAGUUGGUACUCAAAUUUCUAAAAAACUUGAUGAUGUCAUUUUUUUUUUAAUUAAUGAAUGGUUUAAAUGUUUCAUAGAUGCUCUCUUCGGUAAUAAGUUCUUUUUCAUGCUGCAAGUUGACAACCGGCUUUACACAAAAACUUUAUAUCGGAACUAGGUUUCGCUAAAACAAAUCUGGACUCUUUCGUGCUCCGAAACUUUGAAGAAAAUCGAACGGAAAAAUGAUUGUUUUCAAUUUGUGAAAUAAAAGUAGACCAGUUGAUUUCCGUUUCUGUUUGAUUUCCAUUUGAUUUUCAUUUGAUUUCCAUUAGAUUUCCCUCCAUUUGGUUUCUAUUUGAUUUCUAUUUGAUUUCCGUUUGAGUUCCCUUUGAUUUUUCAUUUGAUUGUUAUUUCGCUCUGACCAAGGGCUAACGCUCGAAAUGUCAGCCUAGAAACUCUUCAACUUACGGUGGCCGAUUUACAUUAUCAACUGACUUGAUAAAACCAAAUUAUCUUGAAUUUUAUUGUUAUGUUAAGACUUAAAGAAUAGAAACUACGAACUUCGAUGAGCGGCUAAUAAUGUAAAGGCAAAGCAAAAACGUUAACAACGUUGCGUCUUGAUCAUGUUAGCGUUCUGAUGUUUUUUCUGUAACAGCUGAUUGUCAACUCGCACAUGUUUAGAUCUUUAUUGAUAGUUAAAGGAUCAAUUGCUUGUCAAACGUGGUGAUGGAGAAAUAGUGUAAUUCAAUAAAGUGUGGAAAAUGACAA